AGACUUCAGAAAGCGCGACGCCUUCAGACCGUGCGGCUCGCGGACGGGUGCAGAUCUGCUUAAUACUUUCAGUGAUUUUUUAUUUAUUUAUUUUUCUUUUUUUUCUAUAAGGAAUUUCCUUUUUAACAUUUUCUUGUUUGAAUGAUUAUAUAAAAAAAAAAAAAAGAGAGAGAGAUUAAUCGAACUAUUGGAUCUAACGACCACCAGGCUGCAGCUUACCCUUUUCAAGGCGAGCAGGAGAGCAGCGCGUGCAACUCGGAGAGACGUGAGCUGUCCGGUGCUGGACGCGUGUGCGCGCGCCAGUGGAGACGGAGGGGGAGAGAAAAGGAGCUAUCCGGUGCUGAAGUUGCAUUUCCGCCGAAAGAACGACGCGAGGCGACGCGACGGCACGAGAAGCUCACUGACAGGAGGGGGCGAGGUGCAUGCCCGUGCAUGCGUCCGAGCCGGAGCCGUCGUGCAACAACAAAGAAAAAAACAAAACAAAGAAAAUACCAAUAAAGCAAACAAACAGGGAUUUUUGUUCUUGAUUUUUUGCCUCGGCGGUGCAUGAAGAGCAAGAGAUCUGAGCGCGCGGCCGGGGCGGACGGACGAGUGGUGUGUUUUUUGCAGCAACGUGAAACAUGCCAAGGUCUUUCCUGGUCAAAAAGGUUAAGCUCGAUGAUUUCUCGUCUGCUGACCUCGAGAGCUCGUAUGGCAGAUCCAGAGCGGACCUCAGCCUCCGAUUUCAAGGAAAAGCGGCAGGUUACAUCAGCGACUACAUAACACCGUCUGUGUAUGAAGCCGAGAAUGAAACUGGCAUUAAAGUGCCCUCUCCGGGGCCCAUCUACGAGAGCCUGCACAGUGAUUAUGGGGCGCCGGACUCCGACCAGCCGGACAGCCCGCGCUCUGAGAUCUCCACCGGGUACAUCAACGGGGACAAUGCGGUUAGCGAAGGCUACACGGUUGACGCCUUCUUCAUCACGGACGGCCGCUCGCGCAGGAGGGCCGUGGGCAGCGCGAGGAACGCGCAGCGCCAUACGUGCAACGAGUGCGGCAAGAGUUACGCCACGUCUUCAAACCUGAGCCGCCACAAGCAGACGCACCGCAGCAUGGACAGCAAGAUGGCCAAGAAGUGCCCAACGUGCGGCAAGGUGUACGUGUCCAUGCCGGCCAUGGCCAUGCACCUACUCACGCACGACCUCAAGCACAAGUGUGACGUGUGCGGCAAGGCGUUCAGCCGCCCCUGGCUGCUGCAGGGCCACAUGCGCUCACACACGGGCGAGAAGCCUUUCGGAUGCGCGCACUGCGGGAAGGCUUUUGCCGACCGCUCCAACCUGCGCGCGCACAUGCAGACGCACUCGGCCUUCAAGCACUAUAAGUGCAAGCGCUGCAACAAAACCUUCGCGCUCAAGUCGUACCUGAACAAGCACUACGAGUCGGCAUGCUUCAAGGGGGCCUUUUCACCACUCAGACCCGAUUCAUGAGAGUCCAAGUGCACCCACAACUUUUUUUUUUCUCUCUCCUGCAACAACAGAACUGAGGAAAACUUGGAUUAUUCGCAUGCAACUUUUUUCUUUUACAGGCGUAACCACCUCACCUGCCCUCCAUCAAUCUGUUCGCCUAUUCCAAGCCGAAAAUCAGCAACGUAUUUUGCCAAAAAAAAAAAAAAAAUUCAAGAAGAAGAAAAAGAAAGAAAAAACUUAGAGGACAUUAAAAAUGUCUAACUCUCAAUUAAAAGGUCAAACCUUUUUUUUCUUCUAAAUAUUGGAUCACAUUAUACUGCUGCCAGUGGCCACAAAAGUGUUCAGCGUCGAGGUAAAACUAUUUAACUUAUUUAUGUACUUAUUUAUUCUUUUUCUACAAGUCGUCUAAAACCAACCUUCAUUUGCACUUUAAUUUAUUGUCUUUUUUUUUUUUUUUUGCCUAGCCAUUAAUAAUGCCAAAGCAUUUGCCACUUUUGCAAUGUUUCUGUUUUGUUUGUUUAUCUUUAUCUUUAUCAAUCUGUUGCAUGCAAAAAAAGAUGAUAAUCUAUGCCAGUUUUAUCAAGCUUUGGAUUUUGAUUUUGGUUUUGGUUCGGUUCUACGAAAAAAAGAAAUCUAGUUAGAAUCAGUCUGCAAUAUUUCUCGGGAGUCAUUAAAAAUUAAUAGAGCAAUAAUGCAUGGUAUUUUUUAAUACAAACAAACAAACAACAACAACGACAAAAAAAAAAAGAGAGGAAUCAACAAAUAAUAGCUAUAACAUUUUUAAUCACGAUUUUAAUCCAAUACCGUUAGUAGUCGUGCAGAAGAAGAAGAAGCUCAAUAUCAGGGAAAUGCCAGUGUAGUAUUAGUGGAUAUAGACCAUGGGCUGGGGGUAGGUCAUGGUGG
Messenger RNA from Silurus meridionalis, 2345 nucleotides. It is a transcript of the gene scrt1a, whose product is annotated as scratch family zinc finger 1a. The transcript is spliced from 2 exons. The coding region runs from base 621 to 1463 and encodes 280 amino acids. Gene Ontology annotation, biological process: regulation of DNA-templated transcription. Lineage: Eukaryota; Metazoa; Chordata; Actinopteri; Siluriformes; Siluridae. Gene Ontology annotation, molecular function: RNA polymerase II cis-regulatory region sequence-specific DNA binding; DNA-binding transcription factor activity, RNA polymerase II-specific. The record is from RefSeq and is a predicted model, not a curated record.